Vigna angularis (adzuki bean) is the source of this 1816-nucleotide messenger RNA. Its product is annotated as sugar transport protein 14. NCBI's taxonomy places the organism in Eukaryota, Viridiplantae, Streptophyta, Magnoliopsida, Fabales, Fabaceae. Gene Ontology annotation, biological process: monosaccharide transmembrane transport. Gene Ontology annotation, cellular component: membrane. The record is from RefSeq and is a predicted model, not a curated record. The coding region runs from base 157 to 1701 and encodes 514 amino acids. The transcript has 4 exons. Gene Ontology annotation, molecular function: monosaccharide transmembrane transporter activity.
GGAGGUACCUUUUAUGAGUCGGGUUGGGGGCGUUGACUCGGACACGGACACCCUUAUAAGAAGCCUAAGAAGCGGAAAUGUGUGUGGGUGUGUGUUUGUUGUAUAGGGUGGACCUCUGUUCUCAAACACUGACACAAAAAUUCAAAAGAUAGAGUAAUGGCAGGUGGAGGAGUAGAAAGUGGAGCACCAGGGAAAAGGGCUCACCUUUACGAGCACAGAUUCACUAACUAUUUCGCCUUUACAUGUAUCGUUGGGGCCCUUGGCGGUUCUCUCUUUGGCUAUGAUCUUGGUGUUUCUGGUGGGGUGACUUCAAUGGAUGAUUUUCUGAAAGAGUUCUUCCCAAAAGUGUACAGCAGGAAGAACUCGCAUCUGAAUGAGACAGACUACUGCAAAUAUGAUGACCAAGUCCUAACACUGUUCACAUCGUCCCUUUAUAUCUCAGCACUGGUCAUGACAUUCUUUGCCUCCUACUUAACAAGAAGCAAGGGAAGGAAGGCCAGCAUCAUAGUGGGAGCCCUUAGCUUUCUGGCAGGCGCAAUCCUCAAUGCAGCAGCUAAGAACAUUGCAAUGCUGAUCAUUGGCAGGGUCCUUCUCGGUGGAGGCAUUGGCUUUGGUAACCAAGCUGUUCCAUUGUACCUUUCGGAAAUGGCUCCGGCAAAGAACCGAGGAGCGGUGAACCAACUGUUUCAGUUCACAACUUGUGCUGGAAUCUUAGUUGCAAACCUAGUGAAUUACUUCACGAACAAAAUCCAUCCCCACGGAUGGAGGAUAUCACUGGGUUUGGCAGGUGUUCCGGCAGUUCUUAUGCUCAUUGGAGGUAUUCUGUGUGCUGAGACACCUAACAGCCUUGUGGAGCAAGGAAGGUUGGACGAAGCAAGAAAAGUACUGGAGAAAGUUAGAGGUACAAAGAAUGUUGAUGCUGAAUUUGAAGAUCUUAAGGAAGCAAGUGAAGAAGCCAGAGCUGUGAAGAGCCCAUUUAGGACACUCCUCAAGAGGAAGUAUAGGCCACAACUGAUCAUAGGUGCCUUGGGGAUUCCAGCAUUCCAGCAGCUAACUGGCAAUAACUCCAUCCUCUUCUAUGCCCCUGUCAUUUUCCAGAGUUUGGGGUUCGGUGCUAAUGCUGCUCUCUUUUCAUCUUUUAUCACCAAUGGGGCUCUUCUAGUUGCCACCGUCAUCUCAAUGUUUUUGGUUGACAAGUUUGGCAGAAGAAAAUUCUUUCUGGAAGCUGGAUUUGAAAUGAUAUGCUGCAUGAUUAUUACGGCUGCGGUUUUGGCUGUGGACUUUGGACACGGGAAAGAACUUGGAAAAGGACCCAGUGCAGUUCUGGUUGUUGUGAUAUUCUUGUUCGUGUUGGCAUAUGGGAGAUCUUGGGGUCCCCUUGGGUGGUUGGUUCCGAGUGAGCUAUUCCCAUUAGAGAUAAGGUCAGCUGCACAGAGUAUGGUGGUGUGUGUCAACAUGAUCUUCACCGCACUUGUUGCUCAGUUGUUCCUCAUGUCACUUUGCCACCUCAAAUACGGAAUCUUCUUGCUCUUCGGUGGCUUAAUUGUCGUCAUGAGUUUCUUCGUCUUCUUCCUUUUGCCCGAAACCAAGAAAGUCCCAAUAGAGGAGAUUUAUCUUCUUUUCGAAAAGCAUUGGUUCUGGAAGAAUGUUGUCACUAACGACCAAAAUGGAUCAGAAGGGACGCCAGUGGCAAAUGUUUAAAAUCUCAGCAUACUAAUAUAUGGAACAACUCUAGGUUUCUUUAUAUAUUUUUUUUCCUUUUUUUAGAAUACUGUUUGUUACUUUCAUUCUCUAAAAGAUAAAUCUCCGCAUAGUA